This is a messenger RNA of Amyelois transitella, 958 nucleotides long. RefSeq names its product leukocyte surface antigen CD53. The record is from RefSeq and is a predicted model, not a curated record. NCBI's taxonomy places the organism in Eukaryota, Metazoa, Arthropoda, Insecta, Lepidoptera, Pyralidae. Bases 169 to 873 code for a protein of 234 amino acids. Gene Ontology annotation, cellular component: membrane. The transcript is spliced from 6 exons.
ACACGGAGACCACCUGUCGUUUCCCGCGCGUUCAAACAUAACAUUACUGAAUGAACCCACCGUAGUAAACGUAAUAGUGACGUGAAAGUAAGAGUAUGGUAAAGUGAAACUGUUUAUCAUUUGUUUUUAAAGUGUUGGAUUUCGCGCCACACCUGCGAAGUGUUAGCCAUGGGAAUGGGUGGAGCCAUGGACAGCUGCGGGCGGUGUCUGAAGUAUUCACUAAUCUGCAUCAAUGUAGUUACCCUCAUAGCCGGCAUCAUUGCCUUCGCGCUAGGAAUAUGGGUGUGGUCGCAACGGUCCUUCUCCACCACGUUGCUGAGCAGCAACAUGUUCGUGGCAUCCCUGGGGGUGGUGAUAGUGAUGGGGGCGGCCAUCGUGCUGCUCUCGCUGCUGGGCUGCUGCGGCGCCGCCAAGGAGGUCAAGUGUAUGCUGCUCACAUACUACAUCAUCGUGUUCAUCAUAUUCGUGGUGAUGUUGGUGGGAGGGAUACUUCAAUUCGUGUUCCGGGAGAAGGCUCUGUCAUCCCUGGACAGAGAACUGUACGCCGCUAUCCCCAACUACGGCAGCAAACACGAGUACACGAAGGCCUGGGAUGACACGCAGACUUACCUCCAGUGCUGCGGAGUCAGGGGCGCUAAGGACUGGAACGGGAAUAUACCUGAGAGCUGCUGCCAGGAGGUGUACCCUGGAAAGCGACGAGACUGCAGGGCGUCUCCGAACCCUACGACGAUGUACGUGGACGGCUGCUUGGACAAAGUAGUGGACUUCCUGCGACAGAACGCCGUGUAUGUGGGCGUCGCAGCCAUCAUUGUAGCAGUCAUUAUGUUAAUAGCGUUAAUACUAGCGUGCGGGCUGUUUGUUAAAAUAGAGUGACCAUGAAGAAAUGUAAAUGUGGACUUGAACAUACAUAUAUCUGACUCUUUAGCUUCGUGAUCAAUCGUUUGCUUUGUACGGUAAC